AUGCUGGCUGAACUAAUCGAGAAAACGGACCUCAUAAUUUGGGAUGAGGCACCUAUGACUCAUAAGCAUGCUUUUGAAGCACUAGAUAAGACUUUGAAGGAUAUAAUGUCCAAGAAAAAUCCACCCGCAAAGGAUAUGACUUUUGGUGGAAAGACAGUUUUGUUGGGUGGUGAUUUUAGACAGUUUUUACCAUUAAUUCCUCAAGGUAGUAGAGCUGAUACUGACGAGAAAGAGUUCUUAGAGUGGCUUCUCAAAGUCAGGGAAGGUAAAUCACAAUCAUCAGAAGAAGAUGAAGAUGAUGGUUACCAUGAGCAAAUGAUAACUGUUGACGACUCAUUGGUUCAGCAGACUAUGGAUGAUCCUUUAAAACAAGUUGUGAAUGCUGCAUAUGGAGACAUCAACAAAAUAAAGAUCUCUCAAAGCUCCUACAAUGAUAGAGAUAUCCUCACUCCCCGAAAUAAGACAGUUGAUGAAAUCAAUGCGUACACAAUCUCCAACACAGACGGAGAUUCAAGAGAUUACUACAGCUGCGAUAACUUUGAAAUUUCCGAUACUCAAUCUGAUCAAAAUGAUGCUCUUUACGCGAUUGAGUAUCUCAAUGCUUUGGAGUUCUUAGGAUUGCCUUCUCAUAAACUCACUCUCAAAAUCGGGGCCCCAGUUAUGCUUCUUCGAAACAUAAACCAAAAAAAAGGAUUAUGCAAUGGUACCCGUAUGAUUCUAAACUACGUAGGCGAACGAGUGCUUAAGGCAGACAUAAUAACUGGCUCACACGGUGGACAUGAAGUCUUGAUCCCAAGGAUUGUUCUCAUGCAUAAUGACACAAAGCUACCGUUCACUUUACGUCGUAGGCAAUUCCCUAUCAGAUUGUGUUACGCAAUGACAAUCAACAAAAGUCAAGGACAAAGUUUAAAGGAGAUUCUCUUAUAUCUGCCUAAACCAGUCUUCGCACAUGGGCAACUAUAUGUGGCCCUCUCACGUGUAACAAGCAAAUCAGGACUAAAAAUCAUUAAAGCCAAAGACCAGCAUCCACAAAAGGUGAAGAACAUAGUAUACAAGGAGAUCAUCAACCACCUCUGUACCCAUGAAAGUAAGUAA
Molecule: messenger RNA, 1095 nt
Organism: Brassica oleracea var. oleracea
Lineage: Eukaryota; Viridiplantae; Streptophyta; Magnoliopsida; Brassicales; Brassicaceae
Product: ATP-dependent DNA helicase pif1-like
Exons: 2
Coding region: 1-1095 (364 amino acids)
Biological process (GO): telomere maintenance; DNA repair
Molecular function (GO): DNA helicase activity
Source: RefSeq, a predicted model, not a curated record